CGAAAAGAAGCGCGCGCUUGGACAAUGAGCUCGGAUACAACAGCAAGCAGCACCAGCCCUCAGCCCUGACCUCACUCAAAAUCCCACUGCCUAAUCAAACAAAAAAUAAAUUUCGGCGGCUCGAGUGCGGAUAAGCCCUCCCUCCACCCAAUCUGCCUGUCCGAGUCAUACUUUUACAGCUCUUUUCCUCCGCGGCCAUUAGAAACAGCAAGGUCUUUUUUUUUGUUGAGUCACUUUGUUUGGUGUGUCGUGGCAAUUUUUGCCUGUAGGGAAUCUCUUUUCUCUUUUUUUUCUUCUCGAUUGCUUUCUUCUUUCAUUCUGUCAGGCCGCUUGAUUUUGGAUUAAUCGAAAAUGUCGCCUCUCGUCUGCUCUGGCUCCAUAUGGGAGAAUGGCACAAUCAAUCUUUGCUUUACCGAAAAAUACUUGCAGACGUAUUUCUCGCUUGCGUUGCUCCUAUGCUCGGUCUACUCCCUGUACACCCCGCUCCUACAGCAACUCCGUCGUCUCACCACCCGUCGAGGCCACACCCCCGUCUUCCUCGGCGACGCAGACACGCUGCGCGCAUCCUCGGCCAACAGCGACUCGUUGUCGACGUACGAGAACGACGUCGACGACAUCGACGCGCCAAUCUACCGCCUGCACACAAACGAGGCCGGCCGGGAGUACUACGACGGCAUGUACGCAGACGAACCGACCGGUCUUGCGCGCCAGGUCGCGGACGCCGAAGCUGCUGCGUCGGCGGCGCUCGUGGAUACCGAGGGCGAGCAGGUGAACGACGAGGAUGCGCGCGACUUUGAGCUGGUGCUCAUGCGACCAAAGGGGACGCGCGCGCGCAGCGCGUUCGAGCAGAGUCUGCUGUUUUUGCUGAUGGCGUUCCAUACUAUUGUCUUUGCCGUCUUGAUCAUUUUCCCGGCGCCGGGGACGCCGAGUAGUCUGGGGCUUAUUCAGAUUAUUUAUGCGUUGAACUGGGGAUACCUGCUCUUGCUCGCUGUGUGCAAAGGCGCGAGCUUUCUCGAAGACGUGCCGUUUCGGUUCUGGCUGCACGGGAUCGUGCUCUACUUUGUGCAGUGGCUAAUCUCAAUCGUUGGUAUGUUUUCGCUUGUUGGGCAGCAAUCCACGUUGCUGAAGACAAUCGCCUAUACGGAUUUCAUCCUCUGCUCGGCGCUGUGGGUUCUCACCUUGGCCUCGCCGCUGCGCCGGAUCCCGGCCUAUGUCGAGGCCGUUCCCGGCACGCUGCCGAAUCCCGAGCGAUACGAGCCGCUUUAUUCCGUGCUUACCAUGGCGUGGAUGUUCCCGCUGCUGCUCACGGGGUAUAGGCGGAGGAUUCUGACGACCGAUCUGUGGGAUCUUCCCGAUGCGGUGCGGGCAAAGGUGUUGGUCAGCAGUUUUGCAAAAGUGGGCGCGAAAGGGUCGUUGAUCCGCAAGCUUGCCGCGUUCACGGUCGUUGAUUUGUUCAAGAGUUGGAUGUGGACCACGUUCGAGACGAUCGCGUCGUUUUACCCCGCGCUGAUGAUCAAGUGCAUCCUGACGCUGAUGGAGUCGCCGACCGCGAUCCCUGCGUACAUCAAGGCGAUGCUCAUCUUUGGCUUGUUUUUCUUCCCCACGUUUCGCGCGGCGGCGGGUCUGCGCUCGCAUUGGGGGUUCCGCAAUUUAUCUCUACGCAUAAAAUCGCUGAUGUGCGGCGAGGUCUACAACAAGGCCUUGACGCGGAAGAUUGGCGCGUACAUGUUGAAAGAGGAAGAAGGCGGCAAGAAAGUCGCGCCCGAGGACGACGAGGAGGAGGAUGACGAGAAUGAGGAGCUCACAAACGGUCGCAUUAUUAACCUUAUGGCGCUCGACUCGGUCCUGGUCGCGGACGUGCUGCAGUACGCAAAGCAGCUGGCCAAGAUCGUGAUGAUCUUGAUCACUGCUACCGUUUUGCUGUUUAUGACGCUUGGAUCGACGGCGUUUGUCACGAUCGGAACGAUCUUCGUGAUGAUCCCGGCGAACUACUAUAUCGGCAAGCUAUUCCAUCUCACGCAGAGACUGCUGAUGAAGGCUACCGAUGCGCGUAUCGAAAAGACUAAUGAGAUUCUGCAAAGUAUUAAGAUUAUCAAGUAUUUUGCCUGGGAGGAUCGAUUUGAAAACGUGAUUCAACAGAUUAGAGACAAAGAGCUGAAGAAAGUGCUGCUGAAGUACUACCUCUGGUCGACCGCCGGUGUUUUCUUCUACGGUUUCACGCCGAUCGUGACCCUCACCACGUUUGGCUACUACACCCUAAUCGUGAAAAAAGAACUCACGGCCUCUGUCGCGUUCACCACGAUCGCGCUCGUCAACCAACUGCAGAAUCCGAUGGACAUGCUGAUCGACGUGCUAGUCCAGGUCGUGCAGUGCAAGGUCUCGCUGGGCCGAAUCUCGCGGUUCUUGCUCGAGCCGGAGACGGAGAAGUACACGCAGCUGCAGACGCCCUCGACGCCGGACGCGCCGGUGAUUGGGUUUGAGAACGCGACGCUUUCGUGGAAUAGCGGGGAUGAUAACGAGACGGAUUUUAAGCUGCGCGAUCUUAACCUGAACUUCAAAGUCGGCGAGCUGUCGGUCAUCGUCGGUCCGACUGGGUGUGGCAAGUCGUCGCUGCUGUUGGCGCUCUUGGGUGAGAUGUCGCUCGUCAAGGGAAAAGUCUAUCUUCCGCACCGCAAGGGCUUCUCGCGCCCGCGCGUGGACCCGAUAACAGGAUUUGCAGAGUCGGUGGCGUACUGCGCGCAGCAGGCGUGGCUGCGGAACGACUCGAUCAAGAACAACAUCCUCUUCGACUCGCCCUACGACGAGCGACGGUAUCGGGCAUGCGUCCACGCGUGCGCUUUGCUGCGCGACUUUGAGAUUCUCGAGUACGGCGACCAGACUCCGAUCGGCGAGAAAGGUAUCGCCAUGUCCGGCGGCCAGAAGCAGCGCAUCGCGCUCGCUCGCGCGCUGUACUCGCCCGCGCGGCAUUUAAUCCUCGACGACUGUCUCAGCGCGGUAGACUCGCACAGCGCGCAGUGGAUCUACGAGAAAUGCAUUCUGGGCCCGAUGAUGCAGUCGCGGACGUGUGUGCUUGUGUCGCAUAACGUGUCGCUGACGCUCACUGGCGCAGACUUUGUCGUCGUGAUGGAGAACGGCGGGGUGAAGGCGAGCGGUACGCCGCAAGAGGUGUAUGAGCUUGGUGCGCUGGGUGCGGACGAGACCUUGCAGCUUACGAUUUCGGAGAAUAAUUCGCGGGCGGCGUCGCGUGCAGCGUCGAGAGCAGCGUCGGCGGUUGAUUUGGCGGCGGUGGCGGCGGCUGCGGCGGAAGAGGCUGCGCCGUCGACGGUCGCUGCUCAGCACGAUGAGAACCCUGAUCCGUUGCUGUUUGAGGAGCCUGCGGAUGUGCAGGAGGAAGAGAUGCUGAUCAAGUCUAUCGCCGCGCCGCCGCAGGACGAGGAUCAGGAGGAAGGCAGUGUGAGUCGCGACGUGUACCUCCUGUACCUUAAAGCCAUGGGUAACUGGGGCUUCUGGCUCGGCGUGCUGCUUGUGCAUCUAGGCCAGCAGUUUUCCCAGCUGGGCGAGACGUACUGGAUUCGGCAGUGGACCAACCAGUUGCCGGAGGAGGACACCGAAGGUGUUUCUGCUACGAGCGCGGGUGGUUACUCGCCCGGCAAGUUUGUGAUGAUUUACGGGCUGAUUGCGUUGAGCUACAUCACAUUCUCGACAAUCAGACCGCUAGUUGUGUUUACGGGCGGUGUACGCGCGUCGCGCAAGAUCUUUAAGAGACUGCUCACGGCGAUUCUGCAUGGUGUGCCCCGGUUCUUUGACGUGACCCCCGUCGGCCGGAUUCUGAACCGCUUCUCGAGCGACGUCGAGCGUCUCGACGAAGGCGUGGGUCCUUCAGUGUACGGAGUUGUGUACACGAGCAUGACGCUCUUUUUCGUCGUGGCGACGAUUUCGGUGCUGUUCCCGCCUUUGCUAUUCGGCGUGGUUUUGAUCGCAGGAGCGUAUGGCGUGAUGGCGCUUCUGUAUCUUUCCGCCGGACGCGAGGUGAAACGGCACAACUCGACAGCGAAAAGUCCGGUGUAUCAGCACUUUGGCGAGACGCUCGCGGGUCUUGCGACGGUGCGCGCGUUUGGCUACGAGCAUGCGUUUGCAAAGAAGAACGAGGCCGUGCUGGAUACCUUUAUGCGCGCGCACUACGUGUACUUUGCGGUUACAAACUGGCUGUUUUUCUACUCGAACCUGAUCGGUGGCUUGCUGCUGGCGAUUGUCGGCACUUAUAUCUUGCUUUUCCAGAUGCGGUCGAUCGAUCCUGGUCUGGCGGGCCUGUGCCUGACAUAUGCGACCAACUUCAGCGGCGUGGCGGAGUGGUUUGUGCAGGCGUACGGAAACAUCGAGAUGGACAUGAACUCUGUCGAGCGCAUCAACUCGUAUCUCAAGACCGAGCAGGAAGCGGCCGAGAUUGUCGAGGAUCACCGGCCGCCGCAGAGUUGGCCGGACAAUGGCGCGAUCGAGGUCGAGAACUUGUCGCUGAGGUAUGCGCCGGAGCUGCCGAAGGUUAUCAACGGCGUGUCGUUCAAGAUCCAGCCGAGGUGGAAGGUUGGCGUUGUCGGGCGCACAGGAGCGGGCAAGUCGACUAUUGCGGCAGCGUUUUUCAGGUUCUUGGAGGCGGAUGAGGGGAAGAUUGUUAUUGAUGGGAUUGAUAUCUCGACGAUUGGAUUGAAGGAUUUGAGGAAUGGAUUGACUAUUAUCCCGCAAGAUCCCACGCUGUUUACUGGCACGGUGAGAACGAAUCUUGACCCGUUUGAUCAAUACACGGACGCCGAGAUCUUCCAAGCCCUGCGUCGAGUGCGUCUGAUCACCGAGGCUCCCACCGCCGGCGUUCCGCUGACGACAGAGCAAGAGUCCAACACGUUUAUGAAGCUGAGCAACCCGAUUGCGGAAGCCGGCGGCAACUUGUCGCAGGGCCAGCGGCAGCUGAUGUGUCUUGCGCGGUCGCUGCUCAAGUCGCCGCGCGUGAUUAUCCUCGACGAAGCGACCGCGUCGAUUGACUACGACACGGACGCGCAGAUCCAGGUGACUAUCCGCGAGGAGUUUUCGCAGUCUACGAUUCUGACGAUUGCGCACCGGCUGCGGUCGAUUAUCGACUACGACAUGAUUCUGGUGCUGGAGGGCGGGAAGGUGAAGGAGUACAACUCGCCGCACAUGCUGCUGCAGGACGAGCAGUCGACGUUCCGGUCGAUGUGCGAGAGCAGCGGAGAGCUGGAUAGCUUGAUGCAGCUGGCGGAGGAGGCGUACAACAAAAGCUUGGGUGCGUAGAGGUAGAAGUAGAGGUAGAUACGAGAGCGUUUAUUGUGUAUGUGUUUUAAUAGCGAAGUAAUAGAGAAUCAAGCGCAGAUGAAA
Molecule: messenger RNA, 5385 nt
Organism: Myxozyma melibiosi
Lineage: Eukaryota; Fungi; Ascomycota; Lipomycetes; Lipomycetales; Lipomycetaceae
Product: transporter of the ATP-binding cassette family
Exons: 4
Coding region: 352-5301 (1649 amino acids)
Biological process (GO): transmembrane transport
Cellular component (GO): fungal-type vacuole membrane
Molecular function (GO): ATP binding; ATP hydrolysis activity; ABC-type transporter activity
Source: RefSeq, a predicted model, not a curated record